GUUCUAUAAAAGCUGAAGCAUUCGUGUUCGGCGCCUGUUCGCGGCAUUUGCGAUUGGGAUUUAUUCAAAAGCUUAGACGCGCAGCAAAUUAGGGUUUCGAUCUGUGAAAGCUCAAAAUUCAUCACCGAGAUCGAUCAUGAUUUACGACGUUAACUCCCCUCUCUUCCGCUCCUUCCUCAGCCAGAGAGGAGGCCCUUCCGACAGGAAAAUGGAGCAGAAGCCGAAAGAACAGAGACCGAAAGCCAGUGAGAAUAAGCCUGUUAUGUCAGAAUGAGAAUGAGUUGGUUAAAUCCUUACCGAUUCUCUUCCGUUUUAGUAAAGUUUUAAAAAUUAAACACAAAAAUGGAGUUUGGUUGAAGUUGUAGAAUAGACAGAUUCCAUGGACUUGACCUCAAAUAGUUCCAAUUGCAACUGGAGCACAGGCUUGGCUUCUUAGUUAACAAUUAAAGGGCAGGGUGGAACCUUUAACUUUAAGUAAGGUGGGUGUCAAAGCAAGUGAUGAAAGAGAAGUGAAGACCGAAGAGUUUAGAGGUCGAUUGAUCCGACUCCCAAAAGUUGUGGCGACAAAGCUCGCUCUCCAUCGUCUAUCUAGCGAUGGAGGAAGGAAGUUGUUCUGGCGAGACUAAGAAAGAAAGGGGAGAGAGUUUGAGCCAUACAAUUUUGACACCAGAAAGGCAGAAACUUUUGCCCCAAUUCGAAAGACUCAGUUCAGCCUCCCAUUCCAAGCUUCCAAAGAUUCAGAAGAAGAAGAAAAUGAGUAAAGAAGAAGAAGAAGAAGAAUUAGAAUUCUCCCCAUUAGCUCAGUUUGUGUCUGAAAUCUCCCAAUUCUUCUCCUUACUUCUCUCACACCCUCUCUAUUUCUCUUACUUCCUGUUCUUCUCCCCUUAUCUUUUCAGGCUCCUCUCCUUUGUUUCCCCUCUUUUAGCCACCACAUUCCUCUUGAUCCUCCAGCCCUUUUUCUCCCAUACCCACCAAACCCAUUUAGAUGACCAAACAUUCCCUCUCCCUCAGCACCUUGAGUGGUUCAACACUGUCUUCAACGCACCCACUGACAUCCCCACAAACCCAUUUCCACUUCAAGAACCAGAGAUCAACAAACAAGAAGCAAAAGAAGAGGAUCAUGAGGAUGAAGAGAGUAGAGAAAAUGGGAUUGAAAUGGGUAAGAAGAGCUUUUUGGUGGGGUGUAAAGAGUUUGAAGAUGAUGAGGAUAAAAUGGAUUUGCUUUGGGAAAAGUAUGAGGAGAAGGACGAAAAGAGCUGCAAUUUAAAGAAGGAUUUGAGGAGUUUGGUGAAUCUUCAAAAGGAAAUGGAAGAAGAAGAAGAAGAAGAAGAAGAAGAAGAAGAAGAAACUGGGAAAAUUUGCUGCUUACAAGCUUUGAAACUUUCGACUGGAAAAAUGAGAUUUGGAAUGGGGAAGAAAAGUGGUUUGAAGAAGAUUUCAAAAGCUUUCAAAGGGCUUAAAUUGUUGCAUCAGCUCGCUACCACUCGUAAGAACAAGACAUGAACAUCGUUGUGUAUUUUUGUUGGUUUUUUUUUUUUU
Molecule: messenger RNA, 1539 nt
Organism: Cucurbita pepo subsp. pepo (vegetable marrow)
Lineage: Eukaryota; Viridiplantae; Streptophyta; Magnoliopsida; Cucurbitales; Cucurbitaceae
Source: RefSeq, a predicted model, not a curated record